CGUCUCAAUGUAUACUUUCAAAAUACCAACUUUUUAUAGUUGUUACUUAUUUGUAAGUAAAUUUAUUAAUGAUUGAAGUUAUGCACCGAAAAGAGUGAAUGUGGCUGAUCCAUUUGCACAGGCUGGCACAACAUCAGUGUCAGACAAGCCACAGGAUUUGAAUGUGGCAGACCCAUUUGCACAUGCUACCAUGUCAUCAAUAUUAAACAAACCACCACAGGAGUUGAAUGCGGCUGAUCCAAUUGCUCAUGCUACCAUGUCGUCUGUGUCAAACAAGCUGCAGGAGUUGAAUGUGGCUGACCCAGUUGCACAGAUUGCUAUAUCACUCUGUGAGGCAUUGGCAGCUGCGAAGGAACUAAUGGCGAAUUUGAAACUAUCAGGGUCGGAGAGCGAUUUAGCAGCAUCAGAAUUCACAAAGCAGGUGAUUUUUUUUGUGAAGCGAGCCCAGAACCUGCUUCCAGUAAAGAUGGAAAUGAUGUUUCAUAAGGUGUUGCUUCCAAUGGAUGUUGCUCCACGUGAUAACGGAAAAUUGAAAUUCUUAGCUGUUCCAAAGGUGUUUGCCGAGAAAUAUUUCCCCAAGCUUCUUUCUUCUGUCACAAGUCUACUGCUGAAGUUUGAAGAUCUUACUGGGAAGUUGUGGACGUUUCAGUACUCCUACAGCAACACUUACCAGUGCUACGCCCUCGCUGAAGGGUGGAGCCUCUUUGUUGAGAAGAAACAGCUCUCUGUGGGUGAUACUGUCUUCUUUUACCGUGGAGUUGGAGGGGAAGCCAAGUACAAAUUCUUCAUUCACUGGAAUCGUAGGGUUGAUGCGGCUAAGCAAUCCCUUGGUAAUGCUCUCCACCUGGACCAGACCCUUGUUCAGCCUGCCUUUCCCUCUGAUAUGAUUGCUGAUGAUGCCUCUGCUCCUUUCACUAAGUACAGUAAGGGGACUCCCUUUAGUUUAGUGCCGCCUCCUAGUCAAAAUCUUAAUAUCCCUCGUAACCCUUCAUUUGAUGUCAUGGUUGUUGAUGAUGCCCCGCCUCUUUUUACACCUACUAUUCAGAGUCGUUGUUCCCCUCUUAACGAUUCAUGUGAUGAGAUGGUUGUUGAUUGUGCUCUUGCUCCCUUUUGUCCAUCUCUUAGUCUCAGUCCUGGCCCCUCUCUUGAAAAGUCCUUUGUUGGGAUGACAGCCGAUGAUGCCUUGUGCUAUUGUGCUUUGUUUCCGCAUAAUUAUGAAUUUGAGAAAGAUAUGGUUGUUCAGCUAUGGAUAGCACAUGGUGUUUUUGUGAAGGAGCCAAUGGAGAGAAUUGCUGGUCUGUUUUUUGAGGAUUGCCUUUCCAGGGGUUACUUCUUGUUUUGUCGGACCAAUUUGGUGACUGGGAAAGCAAUGUACAAAUUCAAGAGAGAUGGCAGUGUAGUGCCGCUAUUGAUUUCUAGUUGCAGCCGUAUUGUUCUGAUAGAGGGAAAUUCGAACUUAGAUGAUGUCUCUGAAGAUGUAUCUCAUGUGUCUAUCAGGUGUUACAGACAGAAAAAUUAUACUAUUAUACAAGAACUUAAAAGGUUCAAGCACCUGAGAACGCUAAUGUUUCUCCAUGGUCGUGAAUUGAGCUUCAAGCAAGUCCCACGCGAUAUCUUUUUAUCAUUGAGGUUGCUACAGGUUUUGGAUUUGAGUCAGACUCAUCUCUUGGAGCUGCCAAGUUCUAUAGGGAAUAUGAAAUGUCUACGUUAUUUAGACCUUUCAGAGACUCUCAUCAAACGUUUGCCUGAAGCAAUUGAUUGCCUUGAGAAGUUACAGACUUUGAAACUUCGAGGUUGCUUGAAUCUCUCUUUUUUGCCAAAAGGUAUGAGAAAGCUGGUCAAUCUGCGUCAUCUUGAUCUUGAUGUCUGUCGACAAUUACGCUCAAUGCCCCCAGGGUUAGGGACGUUGAUCCACAUUCAAACAUUGUCAGCUUUCCUUGUUGAUCUGGAAGAAGAAUGCAGCAUACGGCAGUUACAGAACAUGAAUAAUCUCUCAGGGAGCUUUUGCAUCUCUAGGCUUGAGAAUGUGUUGACAAAGGAUGAGGCCAUGGAGGCUUGCUUGUACAACAAAUCGCAUCUUACAAAGCUUGAGUUACAGUGGAGUGACGCACAAGAUGAAGAUGUUUCAGUUAAUGGGGAAAUCCUCUCUUCUCUUAAGCCAAAUACAAGCCUUGAAGAGCUGCAAAUUAGUUGUUUUGAUGGAUUUCAUCUACCCAGUUGGAUUUGUGAUUCGGCUUUCUCUAAGCUGGUCGGUAUCACCCUCUUCAAGUGUGAAAACUGUUUGGUCCUACCAUCCCUUGGACAACUUCCAUCACUCAAAUUUCUGAACAUAGUGGAUUUUUACAAACUGAAGGUGAUUGAUCAUAAUUUUUAUGGAGGGCUUGGCAUCCAAGGGUUCAUUGCCUUCGGUAAGCUGGAGAAGUUAGCUAUGGAAAACAUGCUUAGCCUAGAAAAAUGGACUGGAAUGGAAAAAUAUGUUUUUCCUUGUCUUCUUACACUCACAAUUAAGAAUUGCCCCAAACUCUCCAGUUUACAUACACUUUCAAAUCUCUGUUUUCUCAAAAAUUUGGAGAUAAGUCACUGUGAUAUGCUUGCAUCUUGGACUGAUGGCAGAUUGCCUGCUUCAGUUGAGACACUCAUUAUUGAGGAUUGUCCCAUGAUCUCUGUGGAGUCCUUGAAAAAUGGAGGUCAAGACUGGCAUAAGGUGGCACACAUUCAGAAUUUGAGGGUUGAUAAUCAAGAGAUACCUUCUGGGGCAGCAGAGUAGCUUCGUUCAAAUGUCCGGCACCAAUUUGAUUUCUGCUUAUCUUUGGCCCCAAGCCUUGAUUUUGGGUAACAUUCUGCUUUUAAAUCGAUAUUUUGAAGCCGUAAUGUUAUUCUGCCAAUUACUGUGAGGAUUCUCAACUCUCAUGUUUCAUAAGCUACCUUGACUUUGGUCUUUUGAUACACAUAUUAUAUAUUUGUAAUAGUUUAUAUAUGAACUAUAACUUACAAUGUAUCAAAUUUAACCGUUGAGGAUUACCCAUAGGACCCAACUCCCCCUUUCUUAUUGCUAAUUAUAACACUGCAAUAUUUUAUUAUUUUAUAUUUUAUAUUUUGUUUGCAUUUAGUUAGCUCUUUUAGAAGAUGUCCACCUUACUAUCCUACUGAGUACUGACAUUGUCAUUCUUGUUUAGUAGUCCACCUGGUAUUAGCAGCUGUGAUCUUUGAAGUAUUCUAGGUGACUGUAAAUCUGUAAUGGGUAAGCUGAGAUUACCAUAUCUACAAAUCCAGAAGAUAUAAAA
Chenopodium quinoa (quinoa) is the source of this 3284-nucleotide messenger RNA. Its product is annotated as putative disease resistance RPP13-like protein 1. Lineage: Eukaryota; Viridiplantae; Streptophyta; Magnoliopsida; Caryophyllales; Amaranthaceae. Gene Ontology annotation, molecular function: DNA binding; protein binding. The transcript is spliced from 2 exons. The record is from RefSeq and is a predicted model, not a curated record. The coding region runs from base 191 to 2767 and encodes 858 amino acids.